This is a messenger RNA of Anopheles maculipalpis, 4294 nucleotides long. RefSeq lists its product as uncharacterized. Gene Ontology annotation, molecular function: DNA-binding transcription factor activity, RNA polymerase II-specific; zinc ion binding; RNA polymerase II cis-regulatory region sequence-specific DNA binding. NCBI's taxonomy places the organism in Eukaryota, Metazoa, Arthropoda, Insecta, Diptera, Culicidae. The transcript is spliced from 13 exons. Gene Ontology annotation, biological process: regulation of transcription by RNA polymerase II. Gene Ontology annotation, cellular component: nucleus. The record is from RefSeq and is a predicted model, not a curated record. The coding region runs from base 65 to 4294 and encodes 1409 amino acids.
CGGAGAAAGGAUGUAGACUCGGUACGGGGAGGCACCUUUCACCGGUUACCGGGAGCGUACGGCUAUGCGCCAGCGAUCGUCGGUCACGAUUCGCGACACCUCCGGCAUCCGCUCGAGCGCCCAUGGCUCUAUGGAGUCAGUGUUGCCGCGCAAACGUCUAACUAGUGCCUCCACGUUCACGUCGAAAAGCAACGGCAACGGUAGUACGCAGUACGGUGCAGCAACAGUAGCACUAACGCCACCACCAGCACACUACCGGCCGGCGGUUACCGGCGGUGUUAUGAAUGAUCAGUCUCGGUGCGACAGUCGGACAUCGCACCAGAGCCUUAGCAGCAGUAUCGUCAGCAGCAGCAGCAGUAACAGUGCGCGAACACUCAAGCAUAGCGUGGUGAAGUCAGUGGAACAGCGCGUGCGGAGUAAGAUUAGUCCCGGGGCGGAAAACGCUGUCAGCUCCACAUCAACGCCGGGCACCUCGCAGAGAGUGGGUGCGGGUUCGUCGUCAUCGCAGAGCAGUGCAGCCCGGACACUAGCCACAGCCGAACCGGAUAACCUUUCCAGCUAUCGACGGUACAGCAGCUGCACGGCCGGGCUGAAAGAAUCUAGCAAGUGUCCCACACCGGGUUGCGUUGGGUUAGGCCACGUCACCGGACUCUACUCACAUCAUCGCAGCCUGUCCGGAUGUCCGCGGCGUGAUAAAGUAUCGUCUGAAUUACUAGCGCUUCACGAAACGAUACUCAAAUGUCCUACACCGGGUUGUAACGGUCGAGGACACGUCAGUGCCGGGCGCAACUCGCAUCGCAGCCUCUCGGGAUGUCCCAAGGCAGCCGCUAGUAAGGCCGCAGCUCGUGAACUCAAAUACCAGAAUGGUUUACUCUUUCGCCAGAAGUUACAUACGGCAGUACUAAACUAUCAACAAUUGGGUGACUACCAUUCUGCAUUAGCUGUGUCGGCGGAUGACGUAGCGCCCCGUGACAUUACGGCAAACCGUCAGCUUACGCUGCAAACCAUUCAAUCGACUGAACCUGCUAGAGUAAGACAGCAGCUGCCCGCGGCCCAAAGUCGCCCGGGGAAGGAUCUUAGCAGUAAGCAUAUCAUAUCGCACGAUUCGAACAGCGAUUCGUCAACCGAAGCGGACACAAACGCUGAACUGAUCCCAAGACCAGUCAUUAAAACUGAGCAACAGGACGAACCGGUUCUAUCGUCUGGUGAGGCUACCGCUCACCAACACUCGUCAGACGCACGCAGCACCAAGAUGCUCGAGAGUAGCUACGGUAGGGAGCAGGAUCUCGCCCGGUACGGGCAGAUAGGUGAUACGCGACAGCAACAGUAUACGACAGCACACUACGACACGAGUCAAACGCUUCCAGCCGGCUCGUACGAUCUCGGUUCCUACACAUCCCGUGCAUACGAUACGGGAGCCUUCGAGCGGUACGACACCGCUAGCUAUGGCAUGCAGAAGAGCUUCAUGUACGGCUCCGUUUAUCAGCCGGUACAGUCCACCCUCGAUGACUACUCCGUUGCGGUAGGUCUGUCCGGCACCGGGGUUGGUCCGGCAGGAGUACCGGGGCAAACGCCACCGGUAGCGGGUCUGUCUGGUGCAACGGUUCAGCAUCAAGAGUCCAUGUUGCCACCGGCGGGACCGCCAUUGCUGAAGGUCGAGAUGCCGGACGAUAACAACUCCACCACCGAACCUAUCUACCCGCGACCCGUCUAUCACUACGAACCAUCGUGCGGCGCUAGUCCUGUCCAUCCGCCCGGCUACUCAGCGAUCAAUCUAAGCGUUAAGGUAACCUCGAGUGAUGGUGCACUACGUGGUGGUAUCGGAUCGCCGGGCAACACACCGACAAACGGUACAUCCGAACGGCAACCCGUUGUGGAUCUCUCGUCGAACGGUGUUUCCUCUUCCAAUGGGCAGCUUACUGCGGACGGCGGAAAAAGUGAGGCCGAGACGCAACUGAGCCCAAAGCCUGGAACAAGCCCGAACCACAUCAAAGCAAACAGUCCACACAUACCGAGCCCGCAGGGCCAUACGCUUGAUCUGAGCGUUAGUCGACUACCGAACAGCUCAACAAGUCCACAGUAUCACCAGGACACGGCAACAGCUGCAACGAACGCUCGAUCACCUCCAACAGAACCGGUAGACUUUAGUGGUCCACCGAGACCGCUGAGCUUUGGCUUUAUGGGACCACCAGGUCCUGGAUAUAGCCGGGAAUCGACACCGGACAGUGCUGCCUCGCAUUAUCUCGAUGGAUAUCGGGAUCAUACUGGCUACAGCCCACAUCCUGGCUACGGGAUGGUAGAGUACGCAAACGGCUAUCCUGGCUAUGGUGCCAACUACCAAGCAUGCCCACCGUACGGUGCUUCCCUCGGUCCGUACUCAUCCGUACCCGGCGCUGGUUACUCGUCUGCCGGUUCCUGUUACGCGAUGCCACCACCAUCGCACAUACCCUCCCACGACAAGCUACUAAAGGAUGGCUUGUCUGGACUUUCGCGCACCGAUAGACAAUAUCACACCAACACGCAGGAGCUCAAGUGUCCAACGCCCGGGUGCGAUGGUUCGGGGCACGCGACCGGUAACUAUUCCUCACACCGCAGUCUGUCCGGUUGCCCGCGGGCAACCAAACCCAAGAGUAAACCUCGCGACGGUCAAGAGUCGGAACCGCUGAGAUGUCCCAUUCCUGGUUGUGACGGGUCGGGACAUUCGACGGGGAAGUUUCUCUCGCAUCGAAGUGCGUCCGGAUGUCCGAUUGCGAACAGGAAUCGUAUGCGUGUUAUGGAUACCGGAGGUCCAACGUCAGCCGACCUUCAGCCACAGCACUCGGCCAAGCUUAACUCGAUGAAGUUUGAUGGUGUAUCGAACACGAACGGUUGUGAUGCGCUAACAAACUCACUUGGUCAGGGCAUUAAGAAGGCAAAAUACUCCGAGGAUCAUCUGACCGAUGGCUAUGGGAAACCUUAUUCAGCGAUGUCAGACAUGGUGAUGACACACUCGCCAGAUCACGAUACGCGCAACAGUGGCAAUCCUUCCAACGUACCGAAUGGCACCGUUGGCCCGUCGCAGGAAACGAUACCGCCCGGUUCCUCAAUGUCGCUGUCCCACCUUCGAACCACCGCCAGCAAUGGUAGCGUGUUGUCGCGCAUGCAGGACCCGAACGUACCGGACGCACCGGCAGCGGAACAGCGUCGCGUCGUUAGUGGUGGUGAUGGUACGGCGGGCGUUGGCGGCAGUGGCGAACGCGGUGGUGCUGGUGGGUCAUCCGGAGCCGGCGAAGACCUGCUGUCGCUCGAGGCAGAAAUAUCCGAGCUGCAGCGGGAGAAUGCUCGCGUCGAGUCACAGAUGCUCCGGCUGAAGACCGACAUUACCGCAAUGGAGACGCAGCUUAGCCACGCCGAACGGGAAAACGAGACAAGUACCGCUCGUGGCCACGUAACGGGCUACUACGAUCAUCUGCGUAAUAACGUCAUAACCAUGCUCGAGCACGUCAAGAUCCCUCCGGCUGCCGUUGCGGGAUGUGACAAUGGGGAAGCUUCUAGGCUUCACGGUAGUAACGAUAAGAACAACAACAACACCACCACGAAUGGCAGUAGUAAGCAUCUCCUCCCCGAAGGUGAUGGUGAUGGUAAUAACAACAGCAGAAGUCACAGUACCACGCAAGAGCCCGCUCUACCAUCCGCCCACGGACAGAUCUGCUGCGGUGGACUGCCGACCACGAAUAAGCGGGUCGGCGAUGAGCUGCAGUCCACCGGUGGCGUUGGUGAUCAUCCGGACAUCCCGCAUACGCCGGACAAUCGUGCGCGCGAGUCGGUGGAGGACGCACCGUACGAUAACUACCUGUCCAAGUUGCAAUCCCUCUGCUCGUCCCAGCCGCUCACCUCGUCCACUACCUCCCUCGCUUCGUCUACCGCGUCCGCGUCCUCGGUUGACGCGUCCAACACCUACACCACGGUUGUGUCGGCGUGCAGUCCAAUGGUAACGCCCCAGCACCAUCAUCACCAUCACCAUCAGCAUCAUCACCUGCACUCGCACCAUCAUCUCGGACAUCUGGCACCGCCGGGCGGUUCGGGUUCGUCCGUUCCGGUCGGACCGCCAGCAUCCGCCAUGAUGGCACCGCACCACUAUCAGCCCCAACCAGCGUCCCACCCGAUGCACCAUCUGUACGAAGGGAAUGGUCCGAUCUACACCAACCUGGGGCCGGCAGCUGACACACACCCACUCUACGACACGAUGAAGCUGCCGAGCGCUGGCAGCAGUGGGGAAGCAUUCAUGGGGAUGGCUCUGCCAGCACCGAUAUAA